Molecule: messenger RNA, 897 nt
Organism: Phaeodactylum tricornutum CCAP 1055/1
Lineage: Eukaryota; Bacillariophyta; Bacillariophyceae; Surirellales; Neidiaceae
Exons: 2
Source: RefSeq, a predicted model, not a curated record
UUGGACAGAGAAACUGAAGUUCUAAGAAGACCGAAAGUAGUGUUGCGGAGAAGGGAAAAGGAGAGCUGCUCUAAGGAGCAACUGAGAUUAGACUUCGGAGAUUAUAAGAUAGACGUUGUUGAACGGGGACAAAGCGUGAUCGGGCUCCAAGGUAGCAUUUCGCUCCUACGGACACCAAUCAUGGGAGAUACCGUUAGCACGCUCUUAUUUCAGCCACCUGCGCCGUCCAAGCUGAAAGAGCACAAGAUCGUGUGGCUCAACACAUCGCGUGGUUCCCAGAUCCCUGCCUUUUUCAUAUCGUACAAGACGCAGAGGGGCGCAGAGAGCUGUAGGAGUUUAUCCGCGGAUGAAUUGAGAGAUUCUCAACCAGAGAACGGAAUUACAUUGCUAUAUUCUCACGCGAACGCGGAGGAUUUGGGGUCUAUAUAUCCAUGGUGUAAAUUUCUGAGCAAAAUGCUGCAAGUCAAUAUAUUUGCGUAUGACUAUACCGGUUACGGAAUGUCGCACAAUCAAGGCCCUCCUUCGGAAAAACACUGCUACGCCGAUAUUGAGUCUGCAUACGCCUUUUUACGGAAAGACCUUAGAAUCCCUGCGCAGAAUAUUGUUCUGUACGGACGCUCGCUUGGAUCAGGUCCUUCAUGCCACUUAGCUGCACAAACGGCUUUGCUACACAAAGAGAAUGCUGAAUAUGGCGCACAUGAUGGACCCGUCGGAGGCCUCAUUCUGCAUGCCCCCUUUUUGUCUGUGUUCCGCGUUGUAGCAGAUACUGGAUGCACUGUGUACGGAGACAAGUUUCCGAACAUCGAUGUUUUACCUAUGGUAAAAACACCCACCAUUCUCGUACACGGUACCAGUGACCAAAUUGUUCCUUUUCAUCAUUCGGAGCGGCUGUAUGAC